UCUUCUGAUACACGUCUAUGGGGUAUGACGGUUGUUUAAGGAGGGAAUACUGAAAUAGACAAAGCCAAGUACCAUGGACGUGGUAUUAUUAGCGCCACUGCAUGCGGAGUAGCGUGGGGUCUCAUCUGGAACAACUUCAGACGAUCCCUAAACCCAGCCUCACCUCCACAAAAAUACACACGACGACAAAGCCGUCACAAUGCGCUUCCACCUGCUCCCAGCACCUAUCGCGACACUCACAUUAUCUUUCCUUGCCUCGUCGCCAUGCAUCAACGCACAAUUUACGUUUCCUCCGCCGCUAAACGGAUCCAUAUCAGACUAUACCUCUGGCAAAGCCACAGCUACAAUGAAUUUCUCGGCCGGGGAUAGCAUGUUUGGGGGUUGGAGUACGCCCGGAAGCCUCAUGUCAUUCCUGGUGUAUCGUUGCACUGGAUCCACGGAGGCAGGCUCAACGAUCAAGCCCUUGAACAGCGACUUCAACUCGACGGUAGGCCAUCUCGCGCCUGACAAGACGUGGGAGCAGAUGCCGCUCUACAGUAGCGCGGCGGAUAUGUUCGGCAAUGGGUUCAACCCUGGGCGCAAUCCUAUAUGGUUUCAUGGGGACUUCUUUGCAAACAAUAAGACGACCGGGGACCUGUGUUGGUUUGAGUUAUACCCCGGAAGCGACACCUACGGCGUCUCCAAGGACGGCACCCCCGAACGCGUAGCCACUGUCAACGGCGACGGUGAUUGGUACUUCGCAACCGAGCCGUUCACCGUGCACCCCGCGCGACCGAAUAACCUGACCGUGACGUGGAAGUCGAGCGGUCCGAAGCCGGAUCUCAUGAAGAACCACACUGAGGCGUACUGGGCGGACUUCUACAGGGAGUUUCCGAACUUGAAGCAGUCGUCGGGUUCGGGGCCGGGCGGGGAAAGCGGGGCGUACAGCGCGAUACUUCAAGGAUCCAGCUGGAUGGGUCUCCUUGCGAUGGUUUUGGCCAUUGCUCUAUGAGGUAGAUGUUUUUUUGGGUGCAGGGAACGAGAGUGAGGAUAUUGGUUGGAUAUUGAUGUAUUUGGUUGCGAUAUAUACCCCAGCAUUGCAGAUCUAAUGCCUGAACGUGCGAGCCAUGCCCCCCCAGAUGAGAGCUUGUGAAAACCAUCGCUUCAACGAUCAUCGCCGCAUGUAGCUGGCAUAAGUCAGGGACCUCGAG
Molecule: messenger RNA, 1190 nt
Organism: Paraphaeosphaeria sporulosa
Lineage: Eukaryota; Fungi; Ascomycota; Dothideomycetes; Pleosporales; Didymosphaeriaceae
Exons: 2
Coding region: 200-991 (263 amino acids)
Source: RefSeq, a predicted model, not a curated record